AUGCGGCCCAAUGAGUGGCUUUUGUUAGUUUUAUCUUCUCUGGCUGGCAUCUAUUGUCAGCCAGCUCCCGUCCCCUUUAGCGACUGUACUUCCUCCGCCGCUCGUUCAGCCUUAUCUUCGACCCCUCAGUCCCACAUAAACAUCAGCGAAGUUUACUCUCAGGUAAUCUACGUAGGCGGGCAAAAGAAUCUCAAAACUGUAUUAAUUGGCGCUACUGGGAAUACUAUCGUGCCUUCUGCUAAGAACGACCAGGGCAAUUUGAUUCUCACGACCUUCUUCACCCGGACAUCCGUCCUCACCUUUACUUUGAACCAGAGCAACUCAUGGUUCUGUAAUACUGUCCGCCCUGUUUCUCCACUGCCUGCGCCUUCGAACGACUCCACAUACUGUCCGAUAUCUCCAGGUCAACUCGCAUUCUCUGUCACAUCACCACUUUUACAUGACUACAACCUAAGUUCCAUCGUUACACGUGUUCGCGUUGUGGAUCCUUCGGCUAAUGCCCUAGAGCUUGCCUGUGUCGAUGUUGACGUCACCGCGGUUCGGGAUCAGAACAAGACAAGCAACCUCGGCUACCCUCAGAUCCUAUUCUGGCUCAGCGUUGGAUUGGUGAUUUUAUACUGGAUUGUAAUCGGACUGGCGCGCAUUUCCGCUGCUUGGAGUCGUGGUGCAGCGAAACCUGAUUGGUCAGGCGUGAGAUGGGCUGGCACGGUCCUCGCAAGUGCGAUCAGUGGGGAAAGACUUUCGACUCACAGUGCCUUACUGCGCUUUGCGACACCCUCGUGGAGAGAUGUUUUUUUCCAUACCCAGUGGUGCGCCUCCUUGAUCAUGAUCGCCGUUCAAUGGCCAACAUUUGCUUACCCAAUCCUGGUUAAUACAGCAUGGUCUGUAUUGGAAUACAAUAUUACUCUGUCGGCAGACCGGAAUGCUGGAACGAACCAUUGGAAUCCAUGGAAAGCCAAUUACACACCUCCUUCAGGCUUCGCCGAUCAGAUGUCAAAUGUUAGCUCCCCCCUAUAUUUGGACCAGUCUAUCCCCAAUCAGCUCUAUCUUCUUCCGGGUGAUGCAAGUAAUGGGAUAAAGUCCUUUGCAGCCGCCGUUGGUUUGAGACCACAGGAUCUCUUCCCAACUUGUGCAAAGUUAUUCUUCAGCAUCGUUGGGGUAACGAUAGUUAUCAGCUCUCUGAUAUGGGCUAUCGACUGGUUUGUCUCGUUGCUCACGCGUACACCGAGGACAGGGCAUGGACGCGGCAGCCUGAGUCCUAGAUUCUCUGGGGGCGCGUCAUCCGAACUCAACAAGGAGCCGGACUUCACCGCACUACGAAUGGACGAUGACACUAUUUCCCAACCAUUGCCACGUUCCGGUCCUCACAUGUCGCGCCAUUGGUGGCAUUACCGUUUGGGUCAAAGUUCCUUUCACGGAAGCGUACUCCAGGGCAAUCUCGUGCGGGUCCUGAUCUUAUUCCAUUUCCCUCUCACCAUUUUCACAACCUACGAGUUUUCCCACGUGAUGAAGUCGAGCGCCAGCUCAAUUGCCUUGGCGUCAUUGUGCUUUGCCAUCAUUUGUGUUCUUAUACCAGCGCUUCUCCUUGUGCGUUUAGCGCUAACUCCGACAAAGAAGCUGUAUGAUGCAACGCGCACUUUACUUGCACUCGGACCGCUAUACUCUCAUUACGCCCAGGGUUCCGAGAUGUUUGCCGCUAUUGCUCUUGCGCACAGCUUGGCACUCGGCAUAACGAUUGGUGCUGGCCAGAAGAGUGGGACUACUCAGGCAAUUGUUAUCCUUGUUAUUGAGGUUGCAUCCGCGCUUGCGACGAGCAUAUGGCUCCCUUGGGGGGAAAGGGCGAGCAUGGGUGUAUUGAGUUUCAUCUUCUGUGUGGCGCGUAUAGUCACGGUGGUUCUCCUAAUUAUCUUGUGCCCGUUGGUAUCAGUUGGUGAUGCCGCAGGUGGUUGGAUAGCCUAUUCGAUUAUUGUUAUUCAAGCAUUAGUGUAUCUCGCAUUUCUUCUCAUGCUGCUAGUCAAGGCUAUUGAGGGACUCGUACGACUGAUUGGCCGGGUGCCGUUCGACAAGUCGACACACUCGAUGGACAGCGGUCUGCUUGGUGCUUUAAGUCUUGCUGGGUGUUGUGGAAUAAAGAGACGAAGUCGCCAAAAACGGAAAAACCCUCGAUCCUCAGGUAGCGCCGUGCCUCACGGUACUCCACAAUCAUCUCUCGGGUUAUCAUCUCCGAACAGGCUCAUGCAUCAGAAUUCUCCGCCGUCUUUCCUUCGACCCGAACAAGCCUUCUUACCUUACAGAGAGGAUGCCGACGACGAGACCGGAUAUAUCAUGGGAGCAUGGGGAAACCACACAUUCGGUGGCCCUUCAUAUCAACCAGUUAGUCCAGAAAACAGUGAGACUACGCCGGCGACCACGACAUCUGGUUUCGCUCGUGUUGGAGGCGGACGCGCGCACGCUGACUCGCCGUUCUCUAUCACUUCG
Messenger RNA from Cantharellus anzutake, 2478 nucleotides. RefSeq lists its product as uncharacterized. The transcript is spliced from 6 exons. The record is from RefSeq and is a predicted model, not a curated record. Gene Ontology annotation, biological process: transmembrane transport. NCBI's taxonomy places the organism in Eukaryota, Fungi, Basidiomycota, Agaricomycetes, Cantharellales, Hydnaceae. The annotation marks the transcript as partial.